Messenger RNA from Malassezia japonica, 612 nucleotides. RefSeq lists its product as uncharacterized. The transcript is spliced from 2 exons. Lineage: Eukaryota; Fungi; Basidiomycota; Malasseziomycetes; Malasseziales; Malasseziaceae. The record is from RefSeq and is a predicted model, not a curated record. Bases 1 to 612 code for a protein of 203 amino acids.
AUGGACUUGACCAAUCUACGCGAGAGCCUGGAGACGUCUGCCGACCAGCCACACGAUGCGCUGCGUCGGACUCACGAUGAGAAACUCACUGCCGAGUUUCGAGUCGCCGCUUUGCAAUUGACCAACCUAUACAAAAAAGGCCUGGAAAAUACCCACAAAUCGUUCCAGUCCGGCUAUGCGCAAGCAUUGCGCGAUACGCUGGAGUAUGUGCACCGUCCUGGUGCAUCGAGCGUCGACUCGCACGUCGAGCGCUACCUGACUGCGCGUCUCGAGACGCUGCACCACGAUAAUGACCACGAAGAUAAUGAGCCGCGCCCCACACCGACCCCCCAACCCAUCCGCCGCCUGCCGCGGCACACGACGGACGCUGCAGCCGCUGCACGCGCUGCGCCGUCGCCUACGCGCCCCAGCCGCGGCGAGUCGCGUGCCGGGGCCAAGUCGCGCUCCGACGAGCCUAAGCUCUCGCGCCGCGAACUGCUCGCGGCCGCGAGCGAUUCUGACACGCCGCCCUCGGAUGCGGAUCAUGCGCGCACACGUGCCGAACGCCCCCGCAAGCGCCGUCGUAACCUGCAGCGCCGUCGUUCGGAUGCGCCUGCGGAGCCUAGCGCGUAA